Hyaloscypha bicolor E is the source of this 387-nucleotide messenger RNA. RefSeq lists its product as uncharacterized. The record is from RefSeq and is a predicted model, not a curated record. The annotation marks the transcript as partial. Lineage: Eukaryota; Fungi; Ascomycota; Leotiomycetes; Helotiales; Hyaloscyphaceae. The transcript has a single exon.
UGGUCUUCGCUUGGUAACACCCUAGUACGCCCCUGGUGGAGCCGUGUUUGGCUUGUCCAGGAGAUUCUCCUGGCCCGCAGAGCAGUUGUUGUAUACGGCUGGUGGUGUGCAGAAUGGGAUGAAUUCAAAAGGGCUAUCCCCACAAUGAUUUGUUGCCUGGAUUAUAUGGACGAAAUCACGGAGGCAAACAUUCAUGAACAACCCCAGGAGUUAGUGACGUUUCAGCGCAGCAUGGCGUUUAAGCUCCGCUUACAAGCAGGAGAUACAGCGGACUUGCCACUCCCUGCGGUUAUCCAAGAACAAGUUCUCCACAGACUCUUGAGACGGAAUCUAUGGUUUUCUGGGGAUACUAGAGACCUUAUCAGGCCGCAUCUUGAUGCAGGUUGA